CUUUUAACUACCCUGAAAUUAAAAAUAUAACUCAGUAAUUUUUCCUCCUGAAAAUACUAUUUAAAUACAUGACUACAUGUCCACUUGUUAAAACUUAUUUAUUAUAUGCACAUAACAGGCAGCAAAAACUUAUUAUAGAAUUCCUACUAUACAAAAAUAAUUACUAGACAUUAGAAAUCCAGUUCAUUCAUUACAAUAUUUUCAAUAUUUUUUGUUGUUACUAUCUUGUGAAUUAUAAAUACUCAUUUUCAUAUAUAAACAAAAAAAAUGAUUCGAUCAGUUCAAAACCGAUUAAAUAUUCAAUUUAAUUCGAAGUUUUUUCACUGGGUCAUAUUAUUUUUAUUUUAUAUUACAAUCAAUCAAAUCUCAUUAGUUAUUUCAAAUGGAUGCCUUCAACCUAAUGGAAUGUCUAUGUGUUGUGCCGGUCGAGAGAAGAAAUGUUUUGUUUACAAAUCAACUGGACAAUCUUCAAUAUCUAGAUAUUAUCCAUGGAAGAAAUAUCGUAGUGUAGCUGGUCAUUCAAGUCCACGUGAUCGUUGUUAUUGUGAUGAAAGUUGUGUCAUUACUGGAGAUUGUUGUCAUGAUUAUCAUUUCACAUGUCAAAAAACAAAAGUGGAUUGUACAGUCAGUGAAUGGGGACCUUGGACAAGUUGUGAAUAUACAUGUGGUCAAAGUGUUAGUACACGUUACAGACAAAUUCAAAUUAAACCAAGUAGCAAUGGUAAGCCAUGUCCAGAGUUGAAUGAAACAAGACCAUGUAUUGGACAUAAUUGUGCAUCGAAAAGAUUUGGAAGAUCUGGAACGCUGAUGGUACCUUAUGUUUAUGAUAUAAAAGCUGAAGUGGCGCAUUUACUACCCGUACGUGGAGAUGUAUUGGAUUUAACUAGACGUUAUGAUAUGCGUUUUGAUGUUCGACGUAAACUCUAUCUUGGUAGAUUAAUAAAAAUGAAUAAGACUGAACAGCCAGAACCUGAUCCGUACUGUGCAGUAUAUGAGAUUACGUAUUCAAAUCAGGCUUGUCAAUCACAAAAUUUGUUAUGGCAAUUUUCACAGUCACGCGAUCUGUAUCCUUCUUAUUAUUAUCCUAAUCGUUAUAAACGACACAAUGAUUAUAAUGGUCAAUCAAUCACUUUUAGCCGUAAAUCAUUUCUCCACAAAAGACAAUACAGUACAGUUGGAAAUACUGGUCUGAACAAAAAUUGGGAAGACAAUUAUUCGAAUUCUGAAUCAUGGAUUACUCAUUCAGCGUUACUUACACCAGGUCAACAAAUCUGUGUGACAUGUUAUCCAACAUAUAUGAGGGAAGAUUUGGGUUACAGAUGCACUGGAUCUGGAUUACCAAAUGUUGAGACUAGAUGGCGUGCACUACGUACUUCUGAUUGCCAAGGUAGAUUCCGUAUGGUUAGUAUACCGCAAAGAUCAUGUACAUGUGGUCGAGGUGUUGCAUCAUUUGUAUUUGUUUAA
This is a messenger RNA of Schistosoma guineensis, 1464 nucleotides long. Lineage: Eukaryota; Metazoa; Platyhelminthes; Trematoda; Strigeidida; Schistosomatidae. The record is from the annotation of a GenBank genome assembly.